This is a messenger RNA of Triplophysa dalaica, 960 nucleotides long. Its product is annotated as GTPase IMAP family member 4. Gene Ontology annotation, molecular function: GTP binding. The record is from RefSeq and is a predicted model, not a curated record. The transcript is spliced from 2 exons. NCBI's taxonomy places the organism in Eukaryota, Metazoa, Chordata, Actinopteri, Cypriniformes, Nemacheilidae. The coding region runs from base 128 to 796 and encodes 222 amino acids.
CUUGUUCCUACCAAAGGUAUAAUUGAAGAAAGCAAAACAUGAUUGCAAUUUGUUCAAAGUUAGUGGCAUUGCUAUAUUUGUAUUGUAUUACUAACAUUAUUCCAUUUAAUUUAUUUUGCUGUCCCAGAUGAAAUCCAGAGAACACGGCCUUAAUUUCUCUGACUGGCCUACACUGAAGCUUGUCAUGAUUGGGGUGAGAGAAGCUGGAAAAAGUGCCGCUGGUAAUGCUAUUCUGGGCAAAAAAGCAUUUGAUGAAGUUGGUGUUAAAACCAAAGUGAGUGUCUCUGGUAAGGGUCUGGGACAAGGGAUACAGUUAUUGGUGGUUGACACACCAGGCUGGGAAUGGUUCAACAUCCGUGGCACCUCUGCAUCAACAUGGACUCUUAAGGAGGAGAUUAUUAGAAGUAUGAGUCUGUGCCAACCUGGUGCCCAUGCCCUGCUGUUGGUUGUGCCACUGUCAUUCUCGUUCUCCAAGAGUGAACGCUGUGCCAUCGAAGAGCAUGUACAACUAUUUGGCCCAGAAGCCUGGAAUUAUAGUUUGGUGCUCUUCACCAUCCAAGACAGAAAGCAGUUGCGGGGUUCCAGCGUGACCCAGGAAGUGGAGGAGAAUGAGGAGCUCCACAGGCUGGUUGAGAAAUGCGGAGGCCGUUUCCAUCCUCUGUACAGCACACCUCAACGAGGAGAUAACCAGGUUGCUAAACUUCUGACUAAGAUCAAAAAUAUUGUGGCUAGUAAUGGAGAUGUGGUGCUCUCCAGCGAGAAGAUACUUAAACGGGCCCAGGAAUCAGAGAUAUGAGGAGAGAAGAGAUGAAGAAGAGGGAAACAAACAAACAAACAAACGGAUUUGAAUAAUAGGAGAGGGAAAAGCAAGGACAACAGGAUUAAAUCAGACCCACACAUGCUACACCUCAAAAAGCCUCAAGAGGGCAUCAUUUCUCUCCUGUACUAUCGGAUCAGGAU